Messenger RNA from Akanthomyces muscarius, 684 nucleotides. RefSeq lists its product as uncharacterized. NCBI's taxonomy places the organism in Eukaryota, Fungi, Ascomycota, Sordariomycetes, Hypocreales, Cordycipitaceae. The record is from RefSeq and is a predicted model, not a curated record. The transcript is spliced from 3 exons. The coding region runs from base 1 to 684 and encodes 227 amino acids.
AUGCACUUUGUCGCUAGCCUUGUUGCCGUCGGCUCCAUUGCCUCUCUGGCUUCCGCCAGCGCUGGUUUCGAGUUCCCCGCCGCUGUCCCCUUGUCUAAGCGCCAGACCUCUGGUCCUGCCUAUAAUUGCCACGCCAACUGCGGCUACGCGAUUCAGGACUCUGCCAAGGACGGCUACUGCGAGGACUCCAAGUGGAAGGAUCUCCUCAGCGGUUGCCUCGACUGCGCCAUGACGUACGACAUCUGGAAGUACUAUGGCGACAAGGUCGGCGCUGCUGCCAAGAAGUGCGGCCUUGAUGCCACUCCCAAGGCGGCUGCGGCGAGCGGAAGCGCGUCGACUUCCGAGGCACCCAAGACCACUGCCGCGCAAUCUUCUGCCCCGGCUUCCUCUGCCCCGGCUACCCAGCCUUCCGCCUCUGGCCAUCCUUCGCAGCCGGCUACCGCCCCUCAGACUAGCCAUGCCUCGGGCUCCUCUCAGGUGCCGUCUACCUCUGCUGCCGGGUCGCACUCGUCUGGUGCUGCCACCACUGGUGUUGCUACUACCGCCAAGCCCACCACUGGCACUUCUCACACUGCUGGCAACAACACCACCUCCACCCCGGUCCAGGUUGGCGCUGCCUAUAUCCAGAAGCCUGCCAUGCUCGCUGCUGGUGCCGUCGCUGUUUUCGCUGUCAACAUGAUCUAA